AGUUCUAUGUUAUCACUGUCAAAAGUCAGACGUCAGUUGAAAGUUAAAACUUAAAAUCACUUUUUAUUUGAAGUUGAGCUGGAGUUUUGUAAAUUUUUUAUCUUGCCAUUUAAUUCGAGAUCGUGUGUUAUUUUUAUAAAGGGUCAAAUUUAGCUUUGUUUACAAUUAUUAAUUCAUUUAGAAAAUGGCAUCUUUACCUAUCGUUUCUAUUACACGUCGUGAAACUUUCAGUUCUUGCCACAGGUUGCAUAGUCCAUUUUUAAGCGAUGAAGAAAACAAAAAGUUGUUUGGUAAAUGCAAUAAUCCUAAUGGACAUGGACACAAUUAUGUUGUUCUGGUGACUGUAAAAGGACCAGUAGACCCUCAAACUGGUAUGGUGAUGAAUGUCCAUGAUCUGAAACAGUACAUGCACCAGGCAAUAAUGGACCCACUAGACCAUAAAAAUUUGGACCAGGAUGUACCAUACUUUAAAACCGUGGUAAGCACAACAGAAAACUUAGCAAUAUUUAUUUGGGAUCAGUUGCAAAAAAUUAUGGACAAGCCGCAAUUAUUACAUGAAGUUAAAAUAUUAGAAACUGAAAAGAAUCAUGUAGUUUACCGUGGCGGAUCUACAUACCGAAAGAAGAAAUUUGACUCGUCCAGUUUACACCCAAAUCAUCACGAUGUCUCAUCUGACUCUGACUGAUUCAUAACAAACACUAUGAUUUAAAUUGAAUUUAUUCUUAUGAUCUGAUAUUUUUACAUUAUUGUAAUUUUUUAUUUCAAUGUUGGACAACAUUCCGCUUAUAAUAAUUUUUUAAACUAAGAUUAAGUGGAACGCUUCUCAUGACGACUAUAAAUUAGAAACUAUUAAUAAAAAAUGUUAGUAAAAUUAGUGUACAAUAAAAAAAAUAUUUUAUUA
Vanessa tameamea is the source of this 901-nucleotide messenger RNA. RefSeq names its product 6-pyruvoyl tetrahydrobiopterin synthase (gene purple). The transcript has 4 exons. Gene Ontology annotation, molecular function: 6-pyruvoyltetrahydropterin synthase activity. The record is from RefSeq and is a predicted model, not a curated record. Lineage: Eukaryota; Metazoa; Arthropoda; Insecta; Lepidoptera; Nymphalidae. Bases 185 to 685 code for a protein of 166 amino acids. Gene Ontology annotation, cellular component: mitochondrion. Gene Ontology annotation, biological process: tetrahydrobiopterin biosynthetic process.